Fusarium oxysporum Fo47 is the source of this 642-nucleotide messenger RNA. RefSeq lists its product as uncharacterized. The record is from RefSeq and is a predicted model, not a curated record. NCBI's taxonomy places the organism in Eukaryota, Fungi, Ascomycota, Sordariomycetes, Hypocreales, Nectriaceae. The coding region runs from base 1 to 642 and encodes 213 amino acids. The transcript has a single exon.
AUGCGGCAAAGAAGGAGAAUACGCAACUCAACCAAGCCAUUCGUUGGUAGAAGUACGGGCAUGCAUUUCAUGCUCACCGGAGCACCGGUUUUCAACACAUGGUGUGGCAUCGCUGGUCAGCUUAUGCUACUCCCUAAUGGAGGCCCAUUUGUAAACCUCAAACACCACAGCAAGCUUGUCGACAGCCCUGCUUCUAGUCAGUCGAACACGCCCAGUAAGAAAGAAUCAGCGAUCUUGAAGAUGAUUCUGGCGUCGAUGACAGCCGGGAGACCCAAAGAGAUCCUGCAACUGCCACCAAUCCGAUAUCACGAAAUGAGAGCCAGCACUCAGGCCGAGCCAUUUUCUAUCAUCGGGAUCGAGGCCUGGACUACAGAGGGACAACAUCUCCUUCGAUACGCCAGGCAUAAAAGCAAAAGAAGACUCGCGUUCAUGGGAUUGGCUUGGUUACAAAAAGCACAGACAGAGGCAAAAGGAUCACUUCUUCGCAUUGCCACUAACAUCGCCGAUGGCCUCCCAGCUGACAACAUGCCUUCGAUAAAACAGAUACAGCCACGGCGUUGCCUUGGGGUUUUAUUUAAAGAAGACCUCAAACAGCUGAACAGCUACAUCAAAGGCGAGAUUCAGGAAAAGAGGAAUAGGUAG